AUGGCCGUACCAGCUGCUACGCGGCAGUACCCGAAAAAUGACUCUCUCGCACAGGCAUGGGACUUGCUGAACUGGAGUCUGGAAAUCGCGCAUGGAAACCAAGUUUAUUAUCCAGUGUCGGAUGUCGAAUCUGUUGUAGACUUCCCGACGAAUAGCGCCAUUUGGCAGGCUCGAGCCGCUGAGAUGAGAGGCUUCAACGGACUUGCGAUCGCGCAAUUCGUAGGAUAUAGGGACCCUCAGCUCCAUCCUCGACUCGACUCGCUUAGGGACAACGUCUGCCUCGAAGUCGACCAAAACACGAUAUGGAAUGAGCGAAACUAUGAUCUCAUACAUUCGCGAGUGAUCGGGCACAUCGAGAAAUGGCCAGAAUUUCUCGCCAAUGUGCAGGCUUGUCUCGCAUCCGGCGGAGAGCUGAUUAUCGAAGUUGUCGAAAUAAUUCCUUCCACCGACGAUGAUAGCCUGCCCGAAACAUACCCUCUCCUGAAACUAUCUCGAAUCUUAUACGAACCAUCAGAAACACCAGAAGAACAGCUUGGUCACGUUUUCUCUAAUAUCGGACGUGAUCUUAACAAGAUCGGCAUGCAACCAAAGAUUACACACUACAAGCUCCCCGUCAAACAUCACGGAUGA
Molecule: messenger RNA, 630 nt
Organism: Colletotrichum godetiae
Lineage: Eukaryota; Fungi; Ascomycota; Sordariomycetes; Glomerellales; Glomerellaceae
Exons: 3
Coding region: 1-630 (209 amino acids)
Source: RefSeq, a predicted model, not a curated record